AUGAUCCUCCCUGAUCCCUCACAGCUGCCUCAGGCUGCUCAAGCCAUUGGCCCCUUGGAAGUCAGCUGGGGUGAGAACAGGAUGGACGUGGGGCUGCUGGAGAUCCCUGCAGAGCUCGCAGCCCUCCUGCACUUUGUUGAAGGCCGACACCAAGCACAGACCAACCAGAUAACUGAGACACAGCCCCCAGAAGUGAAGGUCAAGGAUGACCUUUCCCUCCCACCCACCAUCAACAGCCAUCCCUUCUCCUCCUUCAUCAAAUCACACUUCCAGAAGCCAGAUUUCCCUGCCCCUGGUCAGCCUCUGCAGCACCCCUUAACCCACCUGGAUGCCAAACACCAGGAGAGUGCACUUGAGAUAAACAAACUGAUUUUGCGCUUCAUCGGUGACCAGAGUCUCCAUGGCUGGCAGGAGGUCCUGCUGGGCAACUUCAUUGCUGGCAGAGGUUUGAGGGACGCUGCUCUGCGCGAUGAAAUCUUCAGCCAGGUGGUUGCCCAGAGCUGGAGGAACCCGGACACGGAGCGCAGCCGGCGGGGCUGGCUCCUCAUGGCCAUUCUGCUCAGCUGCUUCGGCCCCUCACCUGCACUGCAGAAACCUCUGCUGAAGUUUGUGUCAGACUAUGGCAUGGAGGGCUACAGCGCCGUGUGCCAGCGCAAGAUGCUGAGGGCGGCCCAGUGCAUGGGGACAGGGCCUGCGCCCGCUCGGGCUUACCCUCCCACCCAGCUGGAGUGGACAGCAAACCAGAGGAGAGGGAAGAUGGUGCUGGAUGUUCACACCUUUAAUGAGGAGGAGUUCUCAGCUGAGGUGGAGUCCUGGAUGACUGGGGAGCAGUAUGCAGCCUGGAUCCUGAGUGCAAGGGGCUGUGACAAGAACACUCGAGGGUGGUCUGUCUCCAUGUUCACUGGCAACACGUGGCAGGACCUGCUGGGCUGUGACUUUGUGCUGGACCUCAUUGGAGAGAUGGAGGACACCAGCAACUUCCUCAGCUCCUCCCGGGCCCCCACUGAGUACCCCAUCACCCCAGAAAGGGACAGGAGCAUCCUGCAGCCCUCUGACCUGGACAUGAUCCCUCCUGCCCCAGGUAUCCAGGCCCCUGCCUUCCCCCCACCCAGCUUCCCUCCAGAGCUUGUUGGUCUCCAUUCAGAUCCAAGGUUUAGAGAUGACCUGAGGGUCCCUGUGGGCUUGGAUCACUAUGUGGAUGAUCUCUUCAGCCCUGUGCUGCAUCAGAGCUCCAGAGCAUCUGAUAUGGAGAACAGUGAGAAUCUCACCAGACGCAUGAAAGGCGGUGGGAAGAUUGGCCCCACACAGAGAGGAAUCUUUCCUUCUACAGGCUUGUCUGGAAUGACCCAAACACCAGUUUACCAGCCCAUGCCCUCCAUGAUGGGGAUGCCAGCAGCCAUGCCCAUGAUGCCAGGGGUUGGUGGGGUUGCACCUAUGCCAGCCAUGGUGAUGCCCCAGCCUGUGGUUCCAGCUGUGGAUCCCAGCCAGCUGGCAGCACAGCAGCAAGCCUUUAUCAACCAGCAGGCCAUGCUCAUGGCCCAGCAGAUGACCCUUCAAGCCAUGACCAUUUCCCAGCAGCAGCAGCAGCAGGAGCUGCAGAAGCAGCAAAAGUCCCUUGAGAACUCCAGGCCAAGAGCCUCCAGCCCAGCCCAAGCCUCAGCCCCAGCCACUCUCCCCAAACCCAAGAAGCCUCCCAGCAGCCAGGCUGCUGCAGCACCAUCAAGGUCUCCAGAGCCACCAGCUAAGGCCAAAGAGCUGGAUUAUGACUACGUGGAAGAGGAGUUCUCCAGCAGUGAGGAUGAUGAUUGUCCUCGGGAAACCUUCCAGCAGAAGAGAGAUGUCUCCUCCCUGCCUGUGCCUGGAGAUGAACUCACUCCUCCUGGCAGCAAGGCAUAUGAAUUGCAAAACACCCCCAGGAGCUACCUCUGCAAUAUCUGUAACACCACUAUUGCCCUCCUCUUGCAGGUGUUUUACCCCAAAGAAAAUUUCAGCCACCCUUACUGUCUGAACUUGCUGUGUGAACAGAUCAUCCGUGACACCUUCUCCGAGUCCAGCUUCCGGAUCUCCAGGGAGGAGAAGCGCAAGAUGAAGGAUCUGCUGAUGGAGUUCCGAGUUGGCAGCAAUGCCCAGUCCAUCCAGGAGGAAGGGAUAAAGAAGAGGAUUGUAGUGGCUGCUCGGGACAACUGGGCCAACUAUUUCUCCCGCCUUUUCCCGGUUCAGGGUGAGAAGGGAAGUGAUGUGCAGCUCCUGGGUGUUUCUCACCGGGGCAUGAGGCUGCUGAAGGUGGAGAAAGCAGCUGGAUACCAUCCUGAGCACCUCAAGAUCCUACGCAGCUACGGCUUUGCAGAGGUUCUGUCAGUGGAGAUGAAAGGCAGUAACUCCCUGGAGUUCUCCCUGAAGACAGAGCAGCUCAUCCUGCACUCUCCAAAGGCUCCGUGCAUCAAGGACAUGGUGGAACUCUUCAUGCAGGAGCUGAGGCAGGACACCAACUACGUGGUGGCUCUGCGCAGCUACAUCGUGGAUGACAAGAGCCUGCUCAGCUUCAACAAGGGCGACCUCAUCGAGCUGCUGCCCAUGCAGGGCGUGGAGCCAGGGUGGCAGUUUGGCUCCACGGGUGGCCGCUGUGGUCUCUUCCCCACCAGCCUGGUGCAGCUGGCUCCUGCCAUUGACUACCUCAGCAGCAGCAUGGACAGACGGGGGGAGCAGAGAAAGGGCACCAGAGCUCCCCCAGAGAGCAGGAACACCAGCAGGGAGAGUUCUGUCCUCAGCCUGACACCAGAAGCCACCAGCACCAUGUUAGUGCCCGCUGGUGACCAUUACACCAUGACUGACUUUGCCACCGCCUACUUCCGAGAGGCUCAGUCCGUGCAGGGCCUGAAGGGGACAUCUGCUGAGAAGAAGGAUGUGGCUGAGCUGGUGAAGCACACCAAGGUCCCAAUCCAGGCGUCUCUGCUCCGCUACUCUGACAGCGAGCUGAACGAGCUGGCUACAAAGAACUUCCAGACGCUGAUGAGGUUCAUGGGAGAUCAGCCAAAACACAAGCACCAGGCUGAGGUCCAAUGCAUCUAUGAAAUCCUUCAGGUUUGUGAGCUUCCCCUGGGGAAAGUGCAGGAGCACCAAUGGGAGUGGAGGGCCAAGACCUUGCUGGGAAGGAGAAGGGCAGGGAGAGCCAUAAUGGCACCUCCUGCACGAGGAAGGGAGAUGAAACAGACUGUGGGGAGGGUUUGCAUGUAAAUGGUUCCCCUGGAUAUCACUGUCGGGAUGAGAGCACAACCUGCCUCUGCUCUCUGCUCCUUUGAGCCUAAAUAGCACUGGAGACCAGAGGCUGCAAAGCCCAAACCUUAAGCCAAACUGGCAGAGCUCUGAAGCUGGAAGAGGAAAG
This is a messenger RNA of Zonotrichia albicollis (white-throated sparrow), 3382 nucleotides long. The record is from RefSeq and is a predicted model, not a curated record. NCBI's taxonomy places the organism in Eukaryota, Metazoa, Chordata, Aves, Passeriformes, Passerellidae.